Molecule: messenger RNA, 463 nt
Organism: Aricia agestis (brown argus)
Lineage: Eukaryota; Metazoa; Arthropoda; Insecta; Lepidoptera; Lycaenidae
Exons: 3
Coding region: 65-463 (132 amino acids)
Source: RefSeq, a predicted model, not a curated record
UUAACGCGCACUUUCUUGUAAAUAUCUGUUUUAAAAGAAGGCAACCUUACCUAAUUAGCUUGCGAUGAUUCUGUUACAAUAUUUGAAUUUAUUAUUUUCUAUCGCUAAAGGUGAUAACCAGCCUACAGUUGAUGUAGUAUAUUUUGAACGAGCGAUAGAAGCUGUAGCAUAUCCAUAUUACAUGAUAUUGUUGAAUAUGGGCACUUGUAAAGAUCGUCUUCUUUUCAAUGAAGAAAUAGUAUGGGGAGGCUCUCACUUGAAUAGAAUUAUAGAUAUUUACUACAAAAGUGAGAGUAAAGAUGCAGUAGUGUCAUCGGUCGUUGUAAGAUUAAUUAUAAAUGACACGGAUUUCUUGGGUUUUUCCGAGUUGGGCGUUGGAUUUGCCGAAUAUUCAGCGAAUAUAUUUUUGCCUGUCGACACAGGUCCCUCUUAUUACGACUUAAAUAUAUUUUCAUGUAACUAA